Molecule: messenger RNA, 745 nt
Organism: Oppia nitens
Lineage: Eukaryota; Metazoa; Arthropoda; Arachnida; Sarcoptiformes; Oppiidae
Product: very low-density lipoprotein receptor-like
Exons: 2
Coding region: 40-714 (224 amino acids)
Biological process (GO): positive regulation of MAPK cascade
Cellular component (GO): terminal bouton
Molecular function (GO): transmembrane receptor protein tyrosine kinase activator activity; protein binding
Source: RefSeq, a predicted model, not a curated record
UAAAUUGAUUACAUAAUAUUAACGUAAGUGACUUAAAUUAUGCAAAUAAUAUUUGCUAUUAUUUGUUUGCUUACAAUUGUUGACUUUUUGUCAACACUUCCCGUCAAACAAGUAAACUCGUGUCCCGUCGGUAGCUAUCAAUGUAAUGGUCAACAAAAUCGGUGUAUAAAUCUGAGUCAGGUUUGUGACGGACGAGCGGAUUGUCCCGAAGGUGAAGACGAAAUGACUGGUUAUUGUGGUCAACAAAACAGAGUAAAUGCUGAUUACGAUAACUAUAAUCCGGGAAAUAGUUACUUAAAUGAUGGCCAAGAGUUUGCUAAAAGAUUUUUGGACGCAAAAAGCCGACAACUAAUGGAGGAAAUGGAAAAACAAAAUCAUUCGGGCAUUAACUUCGGGUGCGGUGCAGGUCAUUAUCUAUGUAAUGGUACACUAAAUAUAUGCAUAAAAUUAGAUAAAUUAUGCGACAAAAGAAUUGACUGUCCGCACAGUGAUGACGAGGAAAGGGAUCUUUGCAAACGAUUGACUAAACCUCACACUAAUAAUGCAAAUGAUGAUGAAGAUAAUGUCAAAGAUUUUGUUGUGGAUACUAAUAGUUUUUCGGGAUCGGGAUUCAUGUUUCAUGUGGACAACCUUUUCAUAUUCAACUCAACUGUUAGACUGUUUGAUCAAAACUCUGAUAAUAUUGCAUAUAAUAGUUCAACAAAAUUAGUGUAAAUAAAAUGUUUACUUAUAAAUGCAAUUUUAA